Messenger RNA from Heterocephalus glaber (naked mole-rat), 539 nucleotides. RefSeq names its product GON7 subunit of KEOPS complex (gene Gon7). The record is from RefSeq and is a predicted model, not a curated record. NCBI's taxonomy places the organism in Eukaryota, Metazoa, Chordata, Mammalia, Rodentia, Bathyergidae. Gene Ontology annotation, cellular component: EKC/KEOPS complex.
CGAGCUGGCUUCCGCUUCCGGGUAAGGCUUCCCUGUGGCGCGCGCUUGAAGCUAAACAGUAGCUAUGGAGCUGGUAGGAGAGUACGUCGGGCGGGACGGGGAGCGGCGUCAGCUGCGGGUUGUUUGUGAAGCGUCCGAUGACGCCGACCCUCUCCAGAAGCUGUUGUCGGGUGUGGCCCAGAUGAAGGAGCUGAUACCCAAAUUCUUCGAACCCCUGGUACAGCGUGAAGCUAAGGGCCGGGUGACUGCGGAUCCAGACGAGACACUGGAGGGUAAUGAUGAAGAUGAUGCAGAAGAUGAAAAUAACAUUGAUAAAAGAACUAACCCAGAGGGACCAUCUGCAAAACGGCCAAAACCACCAUCUGAGCCAUAGCUUUCGUGAAAUUUAAAAGACUGCUACUUUGUCCUAAUUUUCACACACUGAUAUUUAAAGAAGACUAAUUUGGGAAAGCAUUUAUGUUUGCCUGGGACAAGUUUGGCAGAGGGAAAGCUUUCUUCUGUUUUUAGCAGAGAAAGAUACAAUAAAUCUUUAAGAAUAA